Arachis ipaensis is the source of this 666-nucleotide messenger RNA. RefSeq lists its product as uncharacterized. The record is from RefSeq and is a predicted model, not a curated record. Gene Ontology annotation, biological process: mRNA splicing, via spliceosome. NCBI's taxonomy places the organism in Eukaryota, Viridiplantae, Streptophyta, Magnoliopsida, Fabales, Fabaceae. Gene Ontology annotation, cellular component: precatalytic spliceosome; U2 snRNP.
AUUAACUGNNNUCUCUUUAAAAUAAUAUAUAGAUAAAAAUAAAACACCGCGUUUUUUAAUUUUCCCCAGAGCUUUCAAGUUUCAAGUUCAAAGCUUUGAGUUAAGUGCAGCUCAACUUCUCUCUCUGUCUCUGUUCUCUCUCACACACAGGUAGCUCCUAAUUUCUGAAGAAGGAAUAUGCAGGCAAGUGAUAGGUUUAACAUCAAUUCCCAGCUUGAGCAUCUCCAAGCUAAAUAUGUUGGAACUGGGCAUGCCGAUUUGAACAGAUUUGAGUGGGCGGUGAAUAUUCAGCGUGAUAGCUAUGCUUCAUAUAUUGGGCACUACCCUUUGCUUGCAUACUUUGCUAUUGCUGAAAAUGAAUCCAUUGGAAGAGAACGCUACACCUUUAUGCAGAAAAUGCUUCUACCCUGUGGUCUCCCUCCGGAAAGAGAAGAAGAUUGAGAAUUUCCGUCUGGGGUACAAAGGGGAAAGGGCUAAUCACAAAGUUUGUAGCCUUUGAUAAUUCAUUGUACUGUUAUUCUGAUUGAAAACGUAUGGUUGUUGUUAGAGACUUAGAGGUUACUGAAUCAUCUUCCUCUUUCUUGUAGAUCCUUAAGAUUUAGUUAAAUGCAGCUUGGAAUAUUGGCUCUUGAAAGGUUGAGUUUAGCUUUUUUUUUUUUUUUGUUU